UUGAUCGGUUACUCCAUUCUGUAUGGAACUGAAGAAAGCUCUUGGCAGAACCAAACCUCUCUCCACACUGAAAUUUAUUUCCAAGGUCUUUCUAAGUACAGCAACUAUACGAUAAAAGUUGCAGGUUUUUCCAACUACGGUGCUGGGCCGUUCUCGUUCCCAAUAGUUUGCACUACGUUACAAGAUGUUCCUGAUCCACCUUCAGAUAUCAAAGUUCUUAUUCUAUCAUCUACAUCACUCCCUGGUCCACCUCUAACGAGUCGUGUGGAUCCUUCUCGGACCACAGCUGAGAUCAAGGAGUUGACGAGCGGAAGAUCGUAUGAAGUGUGGGUGACUGGAAGUACCGCGGCUGGCGAGGGCGCGCCUAGUAGGAGAGCCUCGCAUACACCUGCUAAUAGAGUUGUGGCCGGAGUCGCAUCAUUAGGUGGCACCAUAUCAGUGGGAGUCAGUUCAUCCUUACUACUCGUGUGUCAAUGUGUCGGAGUACCACCACCUCGCACUGUGUGGUACCACAAACAUAAUAUAAUAACACAUCAUCCGAGAUUCACGAGGAAUCAUGACGACAGCUUGCUGAUUAACAACAUAGACCAAUCCCUGAGCGGCAACUACACAUGUCUUGCAAAGAAUCUGUAUGGUUCUGAUUCAGUGGAGUACACCGUAGUAGUUCUACCACUGCCCGAAGCACCAACACUACGAGCCACGCCAUACAAAGACUCGAUAUUAGUUGAAUGGGAACAACCUUAUUAUAGCAUCAGUAACCGUAGCUCGAACCAGAAAAUUACUUAUAGCCUAACAUGGAAAGAAGCAAGCGGUCCGUGGCAAGAAGUGUGGUCACCAAACAAAGUACCUAAUAAAUUAUCAAACCUCUCUGGAGUUCAAAACAUGCGCUGA
Danaus chrysippus (African queen) is the source of this 891-nucleotide messenger RNA. Lineage: Eukaryota; Metazoa; Arthropoda; Insecta; Lepidoptera; Nymphalidae. The record is from the annotation of a GenBank genome assembly.